AUGCGCGCCUUCCAGCAGCUCGUCGCCUUCUUCUUCGCGCUCUUCGCCUUCGCCUAUGCGCAAUCAGAGGAGGCCUCCUACGAUGCCACCGUCUACGUGACCUCGACCGUCUACCGUGUCAGCUCUGUGACUCUUCCCGGUACGCCCACUGGCUAUGUCCACAACUCCACCUCGACCUUCCACUCAACCCUCGCAGCCACCGCCACCCCCGUCUACUCUGCUGGCAACGGUUCCUCCUUCACGCCCACUGGCACCUCCGGCCCUCAGCCCACGGAUUUCCCCGGCGCCGCCUCCUCCCUCAACGUCAACGCCUUCGUCGUCGCCCUGGCCGCCGGUGUCGCCUACCUGGCACUCUAA
Molecule: messenger RNA, 357 nt
Organism: Westerdykella ornata
Lineage: Eukaryota; Fungi; Ascomycota; Dothideomycetes; Pleosporales; Sporormiaceae
Exons: 1
Coding region: 1-357 (118 amino acids)
Source: RefSeq, a predicted model, not a curated record